This is a messenger RNA of Populus trichocarpa (black cottonwood), 1733 nucleotides long. RefSeq names its product riboflavin biosynthesis protein PYRD, chloroplastic. Gene Ontology annotation, biological process: riboflavin biosynthetic process. The transcript is spliced from 3 exons. NCBI's taxonomy places the organism in Eukaryota, Viridiplantae, Streptophyta, Magnoliopsida, Malpighiales, Salicaceae. Bases 86 to 1381 code for a protein of 431 amino acids. Gene Ontology annotation, molecular function: zinc ion binding; diaminohydroxyphosphoribosylaminopyrimidine deaminase activity. The record is from RefSeq and is a predicted model, not a curated record.
CGGCCCUUUUUGUCUGGAAAGAGUAGCAGUCGCCCAUAAAAGGGCCUGCUUCCGUGCUUGCUCUCUGCCAGAUUCUUGUCCAAAAAUGCCGGCUCACACACUGACUCUCCCAUAUCACCCUCCCACACCACUCAAUUUCUCUCGCUCUUCUCGUACUCUUCCUUCUCUGGCAUCACCACAAUACCCCUUGAAUCUGACUCUCAGAGACCAUUCAAGAUCAGGUUUUUUCAAUCCAGUCAAUAGGAUGUCUAGUUCUGGAAAACAUGGAAUCUUGGUUACGGUCAGUUGUGUGGCAAAAGAGGGUGGUGAUGACGAUAAAGAUGAUGGGUUUUAUAUGAGGAGGUGUGUGGAGCUAGCAAGGAAAGCAAUUGGGUGUACUAGUCCUAAUCCUAUGGUGGGUUGUGUUAUUGUUAAAGAUGGUAAAAUUGUUGGUGAAGGUUUUCACCCUAAAGCUGGCCAGCCUCAUGCUGAGGUCUUUGCCCUUAGAGAUGCCGAGGAUUUGGCUGAGAAUGCAACAGCUUAUGUGAGCUUGGAACCAUGUAAUCACUAUGGGAGAACUCCACCAUGCAGUGAAGCCCUGGUAAAAGCCAAAGUGAAGAAGGUUGUUAUUGGGAUGAUUGAUCCAAACCCAAUUGUGGCUUCCAGAGGUGUGCAAAGAUUGAGAGAUGCAGGAAUUAAUGUAGUUGUUGGUGUAGAAGAAGAAUUGUGCAAGAGGCUCAAUGAGGCCUUUAUCCAUAAAAUGCUGACAGGGUCGCCCUUUGUUACGCUUAGGUACUCCCUCUCAGUCAAUGGCCAUCUUGUAAACCAACUUGGGGAAGGAGUCACUGACACUGGUGGAUACUACUCUCAAUUGUUACAAGAAUAUGACGCAGUUAUACUUUCUGCCUCGUUAACUGGUAGUUCCCCAUUUCCUGCAUCACAAGAACCUGGUGCCAAUCAACCCCUUUGGAUUCUAAUGGCAGGAGGCCCUAGUUCUCCAAUCCAAAUUCCUCUACUCACGGAAGAGGCAGCUUCUAAAGUUACGAUAUUUACAGACAAAGAGGCAAGUGAAGAACCAGAAACUUCUAAAAAGGGUAUUGAAACUGUGGUUUUGGAUAAGAUAAAUUUGAAUGCAAUUUUGGAAUAUUGUAAAAGCCGGGGACUAUGCAGUGUUUUGAUGGAUUUGAGAGGCAGUUUCGUUGAGCUUGAAGAGCUCCUAAAAGAUGGUACCGAGCAGAAUUUAUUGCAAAAAAUUGUGGUGGAAGUAUUACCUUUCUGGGAUGAAAGCAGUGGUUUAAGUUCUCUCACGGCAUCAAAGAGCAUUCGACGAAGGCUAAAAGUCAAUAACUUACAGCCCAAGAUCUCAGGUGAUCAGAGCAUUGUACUGGAGGGUUAUCUAUAGUGCUAUAAGACGUAGGAACUUAUGGCGGCAGUAUUAGUUUUGACAAGUACUUCGGCUACUGGUCUAUCCCAUGAGGGCAUAAAUUUUGGCGAUUGAUCUAUGCCAGCCAGGCAACCUUGCCAAUUCUUUUAUUGGCCGGGAAAGGUGCAGCCCACCCCGCCAUCUUUGUGCGAGUGAUGGAAACUCUUACCUGUAUUUCAAAUUGACAAUAAAGUGGCAUUUCCCGAUUGUUUUAUAGUAAAUAUAUAACUAGAUAGUUGUACCGCACAAUGGCAUGGGUGACCUUUCAAUGUAUUAACUAUGUUGCGGGUGACCUUUCAAUGUUUCAACAUAUUAAUAAAUUUAUAUAUAA